Messenger RNA from Chrysochloris asiatica (Cape golden mole), 812 nucleotides. RefSeq names its product lysosomal protein transmembrane 5 (gene LAPTM5). The record is from RefSeq and is a predicted model, not a curated record. NCBI's taxonomy places the organism in Eukaryota, Metazoa, Chordata, Mammalia, Afrosoricida, Chrysochloridae. Gene Ontology annotation, cellular component: lysosomal membrane. The coding region runs from base 24 to 812 and encodes 262 amino acids. The transcript has 8 exons.
UCAGAGGAGGGGACAUCGAAGCCAUGGCCCCCCGAACAGCUGCCAUCCGCCAGACCUGCUGCUGCUUCAAUGUCCGGAUAGCCACCACCGCCCUGGCCAUAUACCAUGUGAUCAUGAGUGUCUUGUUGCUCAUCGAGUACUCAGUGGAGGUGGCUCAUGGCAAGGCCUCCUGCAAGCUCUCGAAGACUGGCUACCUCAGGAUUGCCGACCUGCUCUCCAGCUUCCUGCUCAUCACCAUGCUCUUUGUCAUCAGCCUGGGUCUGCUGGUAGGAGUGGUGAAGAAUCGAGAGAAGUACCUCCUGCCCUUCCUGUCCCUGCAAGUCAUGGAUUUCCUCCUGUGCCUACUCACCCUGCUGAGCUCCUACAUCGAGCUGCCUGCCUACCUCAAGUUUGCCUCGAGGAGUCGGGCCGGCUCCUCUAAGGUCCCACUGAUGACUCUGCAGCUUCUAGACUUCUGUCUGAGCAUCAUGACCCUCUGCAGCUCCUACAUGGAAGUACCCACCUAUCUCAACUUCAAGUCCAUGAACCACAUGAAUUACCUCCCCAGCCAGGAGGGCUUGGAUCAUAGCCAGUUCAUCAAGAUAAUGAUCAUCUUCUCUGUCGCCUUCAUCACUGUUCUCAUUCUAAAGGUGUACAUGUUCCAGUGUGUGUGGAGGUGUUACAGAUUCAUAAAGUACAUGAACAUGGCCGAGGAGAGGAGCAGCCUCAAGAUGCUCCCAAAGAUGAUCCUGCCAUCCUACGAGGAAGCCCUGUCUUUGCCGUCCAAGGUUCCUGAGGGGGACCUAGCACCGCCCCCCUACUCAGAAGUGUGA